This is a messenger RNA of Daldinia loculata, 1209 nucleotides long. RefSeq names its product Asp-domain-containing protein. The transcript is spliced from 4 exons. Bases 1 to 1209 code for a protein of 402 amino acids. Gene Ontology annotation, molecular function: aspartic-type endopeptidase activity. The record is from RefSeq and is a predicted model, not a curated record. Gene Ontology annotation, biological process: proteolysis. Lineage: Eukaryota; Fungi; Ascomycota; Sordariomycetes; Xylariales; Hypoxylaceae.
AUGACGUUUAAGAUCAGUCAGGUUCCGAAUAAGAAGUUCUACGGCCGGCGUAAGGGAAGGGGGUCUAUGGCUAUCGCGAAGGCGUAUUCGAAAUACGGCGCGGCGAUUCCUGAUGAUUUGCUCUCUGCUGUAGAGGAGAUACUGAAGGAACUCGGGUUAUUAGGGAACGGUGGGGCUGGGAAUAACACGGCUGCUGAUCCUCAAGGCGAGGUAGCAGCGGUUCCGCAGAUGUUUGAUUCCGAGUAUUUAUGCCCGGUAGAGAUCGGUACUCCCCCGCAGACUUUGAAUCUAGACUUUGACACGGGUUCGUCCGAUCUGUGGGUAUUUAGCUCCGAGACACCAGGGAUUCAAGUCAUGGGCCAAGAUGCCUGGGAUAUUGAGCAGAGCUCGACGGCUCAGCUGCUAACGGGGGAAUCAUGGGCUAUCAGCUACGGCGACGGCAGCAGCUCCAACGGUAACGUGUACUUGGACAAGGUCUCGGUCGGUGGAGUUACGGUUCAGAAUCAAGCAGUGGAGUCAGCUCGUAACGUCUCGGUGUCGUUUACGCAACGACCUGAUACAGACGGGCUUCUAGGAUUGGCGUUCGGUUCUAUAAACACGGUUAAACCUACCCAGCAGAAGACUUUCUUCGAGAACGCGGUAUCAGAUCUCGCGUCUCCUCUAUUCACAGCGAAUCUGAGGAAAGCAGAGCCGGGUAAUUACAAUUUUGGCUUCAUUGAUGCGACCGAGUUUACUGGACAAAUCACAUUCGUACCUGUUAAUUCGUCCUCCGGCUUCUGGCAGUUUACCGCCAAGGGGUACUCGAUCGCCGGCUCAAGUGCCGUUUCUGCGCCGCACGAAGCCAUCGCAGACACGGGCACUACCCUCCUGCUUCUCCCGCAAGAGAUUGCAGACGCGUACUACUCGCAGGUGCAAGGAGCCGUCAACGACGUACGGGGAGCAGGGGGAUACGUCUUCCCGUGCUCCGCCUCGCUGCCGGAUUACACGGCGAUGAUCGGGAGUCACCAGGCCGUGAUCCCCGGCGACUUCAUCAACUUCGCACCCGUGGACGGCGACACGUUCGAGGAUGCGACGACUUGCUUCGGCGGUAUACAGGCUUCGCCGGCAACUUUCCCGCUUGCUAUUUAUGGGGAUAUCUUCCUGAAGGCGCAGUUCGUAGUCUUCCACGGAGGUAAUAACGAACUUGGAUUUGCUAAUAAGCCUCUGUGA